Molecule: messenger RNA, 759 nt
Organism: Fusarium subglutinans
Lineage: Eukaryota; Fungi; Ascomycota; Sordariomycetes; Hypocreales; Nectriaceae
Product: sterigmatocystin 8-O-methyltransferase
Exons: 4
Coding region: 1-759 (252 amino acids)
Molecular function (GO): O-methyltransferase activity
Source: RefSeq, a predicted model, not a curated record
AUGACAGCCACGACACCGUCGCUGACCGACCUCGCCGAAGCUGCGUCGCAAGCAGCAACAGCUUUGGCAGCGAAGCUUGAGAAAGGCGGAUAUUCGGCUCCGUCUUUUGUACAAGAUGGACUUGCGAACUACUCAACGGAUCCUGAGAUCAUUGGUCUUCGCAUGCAGUUGCUCGAUGCCACCACUGACCUCUACUGCCUUGCUCUUGGGCCAACUGAUUCAUCAUUCAUGGGUCCUUUUCUUGCAUUUCAUGAUGCAUCGAUCACAAACAUCCUGAAUCAGUUCAACUUCUGGAACGCUGUACCGAUCGGGGGGUUGGCAACAUACGCUGAAAUCACUGCUCAGGUCAACCUUCCAGAAAGUAUCGUGCGCCGCGUCCUCACCCAUGCCACCUCAAUUCGCAUCUUCGCCAAUGCCAAUGAUACGCCUGACAAAUCGGCUUAUGACUGGAGCAAACUUGGUGAAGCAGCCGUGGUUGAUACUGGUGGUUCUAGUGGUCAUGACUCCUCCACCAUUGCUCAGGCGUUUCCCAACCUGAAAUUCAUUGCCCAAGAUCUUCCUCAGCUUCAGACCUCCUUCGAUGAACAAGUGCCUGCUGAGAUCAAGUCUCGGGUCAAGUUUAAGCCACAUGAUUGCCUGCAGCCCCAAAAAGCCCAAGGAGAUGUUUACAUGCUCAAGAUGGUUCUCCAUGACUGGCCUGAUAAUUAUGCUGUAGAGAUUCUCAGGCAUCUGAUUCCACACCUUGAGUCUGGUUCGUGA